ACAGUUUCAUGGGUUGAAACGGUUUCUUCAACAUAGAGAACCAGUUGUGGGUUCAGAACCCCUAAAUAGAAAUUAUAAUUCCAAAGAAGACUUCUGAGGUUGCUGGGACACUUCUGGUUUGUGCGUUGAUGAAUUUGACAGCCAUCAUGAAUGACUCAGGUUUGGAAUCAAAAGUGAACGACAACACACUUGAAUUCAUUGCUGUUAAGGAAGAGAAUAUUGAAGACUUCUGUGAGGAAAAUUACCAUGAAAUAAAAGAUGAGAUUAGCAACUGUAUAGGUGAAGACAAUACUAGCUAUACAACGACUGGAAUUAGUGAUGAUAUAGCAGAAGACAAUACUAGCUAUUUAAAAGAUAAAAUUAGGAAGAAUAUAGAUGGAGACAAUACUAUUUAUAUAAAGGCUGAAAUUAGAGAGGAUAUAAGUGAAGACAGUUCAGUUUACAAGAAGGCUGAAAAUAAUGAGGACAUAAAUGAAGACCAUUCUAUCUACAUAAAGGAUGAAAGUAGCAAAGAUAUAAGUUAUGAAAAUUCUGUCUUUAUAAAGGCUGAAAAUGUAUAUAUAAAUGAAUUUCCCAUACUGGAGCAAACUAAUCAUAUAUAUAUGGAAAGAAACAAAAGCAACUCUGAUUUAUUCUAUGAAGUUGGAGAUCCAUUAAAAGUAGAACAGUUUGUAACUGAUAAAUGUGAGGAUACAGUGUCAUCAGACAGUUAUCACAAGACAGUUAUAGGUGUUGAUGAAGACAGGAAAGAGAAACAUUUCGUAUGUCACAUCUGCAGCCUACAAUUUUCAUGCAAUAGUCAUCUGUCAGUUCACAUGAAAGUGCAUGCUAAAGGAAGGCCACAUAGUUGUGAGGUUUGCAGCAAGUCAUUCUAUCGUAAACCACAUCUAACUCGCCAUAUGAGGGUGCAUACGAAAGAAAAACCUUUUAGAUGUGAUGUUUGUAGUAAGGCGUUCUCACAAAAAAUUACCUUAGUGACUCAUAAGAGAAUACAUACAAAGGAGAAACCUUAUAAAUGUGAUGUCUGUAGUAAGGCAUUUUCACAGAAAACUGCCCUUGUGAGUCAUACAAGAGUGCAUACAAAAGAGAAACCUUACAGAUGUGAUGUCUGUACUAAAUCAUUUGCACAGAAAACUGCUCUAGUGAUUCAUAUGAGGAUACACACAAAAGAGAAACCUUAUAGUUGUGAAGUAUGUAGUAAGUCAUUCUCUCUGAAAGGUACAUUAGUGAAUCAUGCAAGAGUACAUACAAAAGAAAAACCCUAUUUAUGUAAUGUAUGUAGUGCUGGAUUCUCUUAUAAAAGUAGUCUAGAGGAACACACAAACGAAGUGCACAUGAAAGAGAAGCCGUAUCCCUGUGAGGUAUGUAACAAAGCUUUUGCAGGAAAGAGAGCUCUGGGAAAGCACAUGGCAGUGCAUACAAAAAACAAGCCUUUUAAAUGUGAAGUUUGCACUAAAUCUUUCUGUUAUAAACACCAUCUAGUUCAUCACAUAAGGGUACAUACAAAGGAGAAACCCUAUAAAUGUGAUGUAUGUAGUAAGACAUUCUCACAGAAAACUACUUUAGUGAUUCACAUGAGGGUACAUACAAGAGAGAAACCUUAUAAAUGUGAAGUAUGUAGUAAGUCUUUCUCUCUAAAAGGCACUUUAGUGAAGCACACCAAAGUACAUACAAAAGGGAAACCUUACAUAUGUGAUGCAUGUGGUAAAGGAUUCUCUAAGAAAAAUCGUCUAAUUGAGCACACCAAAGCUUUACAUACAGAAGAGGAGCCAGACAAUUGAGGUAAGUAGAAAGCAUUUACACAGUAAGGAACUCUGCCAAUGCAUAAAAAUGAGAAGUCUUUUUGCAGAAACACAUUGUCAAAUAAGAAAAGAAAAGAGAAAGUAUUGGUGUAUGUGAGAGUACAUACAAAAAAUCUUUGGUAUUGUUUGAUUUGCCUUAAGACUCUAGAGUAUUAUUAUUCACCAAUUGUCUUUUGAGAGAGAAAAAAAUGACAGUGAUGUAAAGCAACUAAAUAUAUUGUAUCAUAGAUUUAAACAUAUCAAACAUUUGCAAACAUUAGUGUUAAAUGCCAGCUGAUUAGAAUCAAGAAGAAGCUAAGUGACCUGGAGUACUUCAGAGGCCAGGGUUAGUUGGUAGGAUUUUGCAAAAAGAAAAAUGGCCUUAGUCUACAUGUACAAUGUAAAGCUUCGCUAUAAAGAUUCAUAAUAUACACAAAUGAGGCAUUGAAUGCUAACACUGGGGGAAGUUACACAAAAUCAAGCUCAAAGUUUGUGAUAUAUGUAAACAUCUGCCAUUCAUCAUCUGUUAAUUUUUUGCAUUUAGCUUUUAACUUAAUGAAUUUAUUUUUACUGUACUUUGGGUCAGAUGUCAGCUUUCACUAAAAAAAAAAACUGGCACAUCUUUUGGUAAUUUGUCUAUACAUGAGAAAAACUACUUUUGUUUUUGUGAUUUUCUUUACAUUGUAGAAUCAUGGAACAUUUUUUUUUCUUGUCAUUGGAUAGUAUGUACUUUCACAGAACUUCUGAGUUAAUAAAGCAAUAUUGCUCUUAUUUUACUGCUGAUAAUGUAGAUCUUUUUCCUAACCUCUGAACACCCAUGAGCCUACAUGCCAGAUGCACUCACAGUCCUAUGCAGUUGCAGUUCUAGAUAAUGUGCUUUUUUGUGCAUAUUAAAAGAACAAAUAAUUAAAAUGAA
Molecule: messenger RNA, 2697 nt
Organism: Penaeus vannamei (Pacific white shrimp)
Lineage: Eukaryota; Metazoa; Arthropoda; Malacostraca; Decapoda; Penaeidae
Product: zinc finger protein 271
Biological process (GO): regulation of transcription by RNA polymerase II
Cellular component (GO): nucleus
Molecular function (GO): DNA-binding transcription factor activity, RNA polymerase II-specific; RNA polymerase II cis-regulatory region sequence-specific DNA binding
Source: RefSeq, a predicted model, not a curated record